Triticum dicoccoides is the source of this 1327-nucleotide messenger RNA. RefSeq lists its product as uncharacterized. The record is from RefSeq and is a predicted model, not a curated record. NCBI's taxonomy places the organism in Eukaryota, Viridiplantae, Streptophyta, Magnoliopsida, Poales, Poaceae. The transcript has 4 exons. The coding region runs from base 295 to 624 and encodes 109 amino acids.
CGCACCCGAACACCAAAAGAAAAUUCCCCCCUCCGAGUCUCUUCCGCCGGAAUCAAGGUCGCCGCCUAACCCCUCCCUCCGUCGCCGACGAAGCUGCUGCCUCCGCCGCCGAGAGGAGCUCCGAGCUCUUCCACGACCUCGCGUUCCCGCCUCUGCGCUGCCGCCGCUCCAACCUGUGCCAUCCCCGUCACCCCGUCCGUGACGAGCUCCGCAUCCUCCCGUGCAGGGACUCCGACCCGUGCUGCCGCCACCAACCUCCCCUCAAGCGGCAAGUGCCUAUAAAUUUGGGUGAGAAUGGCAGGACAAUCGCCAAAUCAAGUAUCAUCAGCUGAAGCUAUCUUGGUGGGAGCCUUGUCCUCUGGUGUUAAUGCUCCCACGUGGGUCGUGCUCCAGAUCACAUUUUUGCUACUGGCAUUCUGCUUCACCGCGAUGCUUUACCUAGCCUUUUUCUCAAGCGACUUUGUGAUCAUCGGUCACGUCCUUCUGCUCAUAACCAUCGGCGCGGUUCUAUUUGUGCUCCUCAACAGGUUCCUCGCGGAGACCGGCUUCGUCCCGGUCGAACAGCAGAUGCAGGAGAUAGGGAUCCGCAAACCAGAAGCCACAGAGAAAGACAAGAGCAAAUGAGCCUUUUGGGCCCAACUUUUUUACAUUACAUUAUGAUGAUUAAACAGAGCGCGCCUCGCUGUACGCAACGGCUCCACACAUAGUAUACACAAAGUUCAGAUAGACGCUAAUUGCACAGGUGCAUAUCCGUUUAAGUGCAGCGAUACUUUGGAGCGGGGCAGCUUCUUCAGCCAUACGCUCGGCCGCUUCGUCAGUCCUUCGGUUUGCCGCUCUUCUUCUUCUUGAUGUAGCAGAAGCACGAGCAGCAGGGGAACUGGAACAGGAACUUCAUUGGUCUGGGAUGGGAUUUGCCGAUGCUGUUGUUUGUUGUGUGCGUUGGUGUGUUGCUGAAGGCGGGUCUGCAUCCGGCCGAUAAAUAUACUAGCGUGUUGAUUCCUUGCUUGGCUGGUUAUGUUAUCACAGGACGGUGGAGAUUGUGGUGCUUUCUUGUGUGUGGGGUGGUUUGUGUGAUUAAUUAAAACCAUUAAGCUACGCAUGAAGGGAGGCCAACCAGCUAUGCCACAUGGCGCAAGCUGGUUGGCCGCGGUGAGAAAUCUUUUAGAAAUUUUUUAGAUGAAAGUGUGGAUUAUUUUUUAAAUGUAUUUUUUUAGAUGGAGGUGAGGACCUCUGAUAUUUUUUAAAUGGAGGGUUAUGUAAAGUGGCACUCGCUGGUAGGCUGAGGUGGUAAUUUUUUUUAUUUUUUUUAGAUGAAGGCGAGGCUUUU